Tetrahymena thermophila SB210 is the source of this 1470-nucleotide messenger RNA. Its product is annotated as transmembrane protein, putative. The transcript is spliced from 2 exons. The record is from RefSeq and is a predicted model, not a curated record. Lineage: Eukaryota; Ciliophora; Oligohymenophorea; Hymenostomatida; Tetrahymenidae.
AUGAUUAAAAACUAUAAAAAACAAACAAAAAAUUCUUACAAAAAUCUUAUAUCAAAAAAUUAAACAAAUUGUUUGCUACUUUUGAUAAAAAGUCAUAUUCAUUAUUACUCAGUUAUGAAAAGCAAGAUAUUACUUAGCAUCAUUUUAGUAUUUAGCAUUAUUUGUAUUUGUAAUGGAUAACUUAUUAUGGGAACGCCUUUAGGAAGGUAGUUCGACGAGUAUUAAAAAGCAUAGGAUUAAGUGAGUGAUUAAGAACUUUUGUAGAUUGAAGAAGAAAUCGAAGAUACACUGCUAAAAUCAGAGGGAGUUUUAGAAGAUUUGUAUAAUAAAAAUAAUGAUGAAACUCUUUCUGAUGAUGAAAUGCUUUACGCUUUAAAGGAAUCUGUCAAAAAAAUACAUGAUAAAUAGGAAGAAGAGUCUAAAAAAAAUAUCGCAGAUGAUGUAAAAUUAACAACUAACAUUAUAGGAGAGUCUACUUUAGAUGAAAUUUAAGAUGAUUUAAAUGAAGGUUACUUCUUCCAUCCAUAUGCGAAAAAUGGUAGCAAAUCUUAGUCUUAAAAAUAAAGAUAAAAAUCUGCUAAGUAAAAGAAAAAAGAAAUUUAGGAAUUAAUCGCAAAGGAAAAAUAAUGGUUUUAGUAAACUAGAAAUUAACUUAAGAACUCAGGAGAAAAUGAGUUAAUAAUAUAAACUUAGUUCUCAGAUAAAGCAGCAUAAAAUAAGAAAAAAUAUGAUUCUUUUGUAGAAGCAUAAAGAAAGACUCUUGAGAAAAUAGAAGCAAAUUUAAAUAAGCUAUAAACUAAAAAUUAGCUUGAAGAUAAUACAACAACACUCAAAGAAACAUACGAUACUGGAUUUUUACAGGAUACUAUUGAUUCAAUAUUUGAGACCUCACAAGGAUAAGAUUAACUUGAGCCAAUAGUUUUGAAUUAAGAAAACGAGCUUAAAAUAAUUAGUGAAGAAGGAGAGUAAUUGAAAAAUCUAAAAGAAGAAUAUGAAGAUUCAGAAACUUUAAAACAACUAGAAAAAGAAAUCUAAGAUUUAAUGUAAGUAGGUGAUCAAAUGCAUGAGAAAUUUUUAGAUGAACAAGAAAUGAUAUAGGAAAUACUUGAAAACUCUGAGCCAGUAGAGCAAUAAGAACCAGAAGAACCUGGAGUCUAUGAAGUCGAUGAUGAUAAAUAAUUGAUGGAAAAAGAAGAAUAUUUAGAAGAUUAAAUUAACUAAGUGAAUGAAUAAAGCAAAGAACAAAACUAAGAAAUUAUUUAAAAGGUAGAAUAAAAUAAAAAAGAAGAGGAACAAGAAGAAUAAAGCAGAUUGUACAAAGAAGUAGCAUUUGCAAUAGUUAUUAUUAUGGCUAUUAUAUUUUUAAUUUUUGGAUCUUAAAUAGAUGUCUUUUCUUACUUUUCUCAUGGAAGACGCGCUAAAGACCCAUUCUACAGAGACGACGAAGCUUAACAGUCUUUAAUCAAUUGA